Molecule: messenger RNA, 2274 nt
Organism: Hyaloscypha bicolor E
Lineage: Eukaryota; Fungi; Ascomycota; Leotiomycetes; Helotiales; Hyaloscyphaceae
Exons: 4
Coding region: 1-2034 (677 amino acids)
Source: RefSeq, a predicted model, not a curated record
AUGUCUGCCAAUUUCUCGCCGCGGAAACUUUUCAAGAGCCUCAGGUCCAAGCGAGUAGGGAAUCUGGAGGUGCAGAACGACGGGCAUCCACCAGACGGUCCCACUACCCCGCCUGUAGCGUCGGAGACGUCUAAGCGCGAAGCGGAAACUUUGACGGCUCCCGAACUGUCUCGGGCUCAAAACCUGAGUGGUAGUGCUUCCCUUGAUAAAGACAAUACGACAGUCGCUUUCAGCAGCGUUACAAAGCCACACAGUCCUCCAAAACCGCCUAUCGUUAUUGAUGCUCAAGGCACUCCCGCUAGCCCAGACGCAGGAACCAAAAACCCUCUCCUCCCAGUAUCCGCUGCGGGUCAUGCCGGGGACGAUCCGCGGGCCAAAGAGCCUCUGCCAGCGACAGAAUUUGCGGUGCAACAGACCCAAGCUAUUUCCACAUCCCAGAGAAUCUGGAAUGCCGCUUAUGACAGCCUUGAGAGUGACAACGAGACUGCAGAGCUUGUCAAGGCUUACGUGAAGACCCUGAAGAUGGUUUUCAAGGCCGAGAAAACCCCUGACACCCCCGCUACUGAAGCCAGCGAUGUCUCAACUGAACUGAAAGACCCGAUCAAGCGACAGAUGCACAUGAAGAAACUGCUUGAAGAUGGCCAGGCGAAAGUUUUCACAGCGUCGAAUAUUGCAAAGGGAGUCGGUGAUGUCGCCCAAUUUAUUCUUUCGGCCAAGGGGAUGGUCGACCUGGCGAUCCAGAACAUACCACAGGCUGCCCUUCCGUGGGCUGGUGUUUGUAUUGGGCUGCAAUUGGAAAAGACGGUUGUUACGCUCUACAAGGCUCUCCUCCUGUAUCAGAUGAAGAGCAUCUGCUCCUACUACCGGAGCCAAGUCCUAGUCUUCUUCCGUGGCCUCGCGAACUUGGAUAACUGGGAUGACGAUCUGAAGAGUGUUACGGAUGCAGAAGUCGCUCUUCAAACGGAUUCGAACCAGUAUAAUAGCUGGCAUGCGAAAAGCUCCCUGGGGCGGCUUGUCGAGCUUGCUAAAACAAUGGAGGAACUGCUUGGGGACGUUCGCCAGACCCUUCGAGAUUUCAUCGUUUUGCAGAAGGAGAUGCAAAUGGAUAACAAGGAUACAGAAUGCCUCUACGACCUCUUUGUGAUGGAUCCGCAAGAUGAUAUAGACACAAUUGAGAAGAAAAAGGAUAAAUUGCUCGACGAUGCGUAUAAGUGGAUCCUUAAUACGAAGGAGUAUAUACAACCACAUCUCAUCUCGCAUUUACGAUCGAAGUACAAGUACCAGGGCCGUUCUCUUUUUAGUAAUGGGAAUGCAUUGGUUGCUAUGACUCGUGUGUUCGAGAGCAUGCUGAAAGAUCCUGGUUUAUUACCAAUGUAUUUCAUUGUCGAUGCCCUUGACGAGUGUGACCAGGGAUUGGCAGACCUUGUCCAGCUCAUUUCAACUUCCCUUACUCUCUCCGGUAAAGUAAAGUGGCUAGUCUCUAGCCGUCCGGAGGUCGAGCUCAAGAAUCCAGACACAACAGGGGCCCUAGUUGAGCUGGAUGCUCAAAGUCUGGAACGUCCUGUCAACGCAUACAUCAACCACAAGCUCUCUACCCUUAAGAGCAAAAAAGGAUAUACCGACAGUGUUUUGGCCGAGGUUUCAGAUGAAGUCUGUCGACGAGCAGAGAACACGUUCCUCUGGGUGGCUCUCGUGUUCAAAAAACUCGACUCGGAGCGUGGAUGGUACGCUAUCAAGAUUGUCAAAGAGAUGCCUCCUGGCUUGCCAGAGCUGUACGAUCAUAUGAUGACCAGAAUUGGGAGAGAUACGAUGGAUCUGCAAUAUUGUAAGAAUGUCCUGGUGGUUACUUCUCUUGCAUAUCGACCUCUCUCACUCUCUGAGCUUGCCUUACUCGCUGGUUUGGGACCUGAGAUUGACCCGCAGACGAUCGUUGAGGAAUGCGGCUCAUUUCUGACAACUAAGGAGAAUACGAUCUAUCUAAUCCACCAGUCAGCCAAGGACUACCUGAAAGCGAAUCACAAAUCGAAGCUUUAGCAGGGUGGGGCUGUUCAAGGGCAUGCGGACAUCAGCAGACGCUCAAUCGAUGACAUGUCAAAAUUGCGAAAAAAUAUCUAUGCCCUGCACCCCGGGUCCGGGUUAGAAGAUAUAACGGUCCCAAGCCCAGAUUCACUACAAGGACUCCAAUACUGCUGUGUCUACUGGGUUCAGCAUCUUCAAGAGAGUGAUGCUAAGCUUGACGACUAUAACCAAGUUUAUCUGUUCUUACAAAAUCAU